Messenger RNA from Paramecium sonneborni, 288 nucleotides. The record is from the annotation of a GenBank genome assembly. NCBI's taxonomy places the organism in Eukaryota, Ciliophora, Oligohymenophorea, Peniculida, Parameciidae.
AAAAGUCAGAACAAGAAGAACUUGAAUUACUUAUAUCAUAUAUCUAAUGAUUAGUAAUGAAGUAUUUUCAUCAAAUACAUCUAUUAUACUUAAAAUAGCUAAGAAUAAUGCUAUUAUUUCUAGUUUUUGAUGAAAAGUACUCGAAUAUUUGGGUAACUCAUUAAAUGUUAUGUAAGGGUUACAAACUUGAAGAGAUAAAGAAAUGAAGAAAAAAAAAUGAGAAAAUAAAUGAAUCUGUAAAAGUUAUAGGAGAAUUAAAGAUAUUUUGGUUUAAAACACGUAUGAUAA